Messenger RNA from Rhipicephalus sanguineus (brown dog tick), 747 nucleotides. Its product is annotated as antifreeze protein Maxi-like. NCBI's taxonomy places the organism in Eukaryota, Metazoa, Arthropoda, Arachnida, Ixodida, Ixodidae. The transcript has 2 exons. Bases 1 to 747 code for a protein of 248 amino acids. The record is from RefSeq and is a predicted model, not a curated record.
AUGCUAAAAGAAGCCCUCAUCCUGCAGAUGACGUUCCACCUGAUCAGCGCUGUUCACAUGACAGGGACCAUCAACAAGGCGAAGACGGAUGCACACCUCGACGGUCAUCGUCGAGGCGGGAACGUGAGCGAAGAUGACGCGGAGGCCGUCCCGACGGAAGAGAGCACCACUCUCCACUUCCAUCUCGAGGGUGACGGGGACCCUUCGCUGUCAGAAAUCGCCACUGACAUCGCCAAGGCCACCGCGAAGGCUGCUGCCGCAGCUGACGCUGCUACGCAAGCAGCACAUGACAUUGCCCAAGCUGUGGCUCCAGUCAUAAAAGCAGCCGUCAUCGAGGCGCUUGGGCCAGCCGUCGUCCAUGCUGCUGCGCAGGGCGCCUCGAUCGCCGUCGUGCCACAGGGACAACAACAAGCACCUGUUCUGCAGGCCGCCGAGGCAGCCGCCGACGAAGCAUUCGUGAACGCCCAGCAGCCAGCGCAGGCGGCCGCUGCUGCUGCUGCAGCAGCUCAGGCCAUCGAAGAGCCAGCAAUGGCUGCUGCACAGAACGCACAAUGGCAUGCAAAUGAUACGGCUGGCCAGGCCGCUUCCUCGGCCGCAGCAAAAGAAGCCAAGAAGAUUCUGGACGAGUGUGUGCGAAAACUUAUUGCAGUCGGAGCACGAUACAUCUACGAGCUCAUCCUGAGAAUCUUUAGGUGGCUUACCGGAAAGGUAGUAGACUUUCUGAAACACCCGCCACAAGAUCCAUAA